AUGUCGCGAUCAUUAUCUCAAAAAAUCUACUCCGACGUCUUUGCGCGCUGGCCAAAGCAGGCCCUUCGUCCCGAUCACCAACUCCAAGAUGUCCUAGGCAAAGCCGUAACCGAGCGAUUCCAGAACCAUAAGCCCUCCAUGGAGCGUGAGGAGCUUCUUAAGGCGCGGGCGCUACAAUUCCUUCUCCAAGACCGAUAUAACGAUCGAUUCAAGCUCAAUGGUAGAUUACUCGAGCCAAAGAGCCAACCGACGUAUUUUGCGGAUCUAGUGAGGGAAAUCGACGAGGCGCCGAACAGAUCAUGGUUGGAGAGAUUAGGCAAGCGAUUAACAGGAAUGAUCCGAUUCCAAUAA
Fusarium subglutinans is the source of this 351-nucleotide messenger RNA. RefSeq lists its product as uncharacterized. Gene Ontology annotation, molecular function: ribosome binding. Gene Ontology annotation, biological process: mitochondrial respiratory chain complex III assembly. The record is from RefSeq and is a predicted model, not a curated record. The transcript has 3 exons. Bases 1 to 351 code for a protein of 116 amino acids. Lineage: Eukaryota; Fungi; Ascomycota; Sordariomycetes; Hypocreales; Nectriaceae. Gene Ontology annotation, cellular component: Cbp3p-Cbp6 complex; mitochondrion.